Molecule: messenger RNA, 3723 nt
Organism: Closterium sp. NIES-65
Lineage: Eukaryota; Viridiplantae; Streptophyta; Zygnematophyceae; Desmidiales; Closteriaceae
Source: the annotation of a GenBank genome assembly
AUGGAGGACUUGGACGUGGACGUGGACGUGGAUGUGGACGUAGACGUGGACGUGGACGUGGUCGUGGAUAUGGAGGACUUGGACGUGGACGUGGACGGGGACAUGGACGUGGACGUGGUCGUGGACGUGGAUGUGGAGGACGUGGACGUCGACGUGGAUGACUUGGACGUGGACGUGGAGGACAUGGACGUGGACGUGGUCGUGGACGUGGUCAUGGACGUGGACCUCGACGUGGACGUGGACGUGGUGGAGGACGUGGACGUGGACGUGGACGUGGACGCGGACGUGGUCGUGGACGUGGACGCGGACGUGGACCUGGACUUGGACUUGGACGUGGACGUGGACGUGGUCGUGGACGUGGAUGUGGUCGUGGACGUGGACGUGGAGGACGUGGACGUGGAGGACGUGGACGUGGAGGUGGACGUGGUCGUGGACGUGGUUGUGGACGUGGACGUGGAUGUUGACGUUGACGUGGACGUGGUCGUGGAUGUGGAGGACUUGGACUUGGACGUGGAGGACUUGGACAUGGACGUGGAGGACAUGGACGUGGACGUGGUCGUGGACGUGGUCAUGGACGUGGACCUGGACGUGGACAUGGACGUGGACGUGGACGUGGUGGAGGACGUGGACGUGGACGUGGACGUGGACGUGGACGUGGACAUGGACAUGGACGUGGACGUGGACGUGGACCUGGACGUGGACGUGGACGUGGACGUGGACAUGGACGUGGACGUGGUCGUGGACGUGGUCGUGGACGUGGACGUGGACGUGGUCGUGGAGGACGUGGACGUGGUCGUGGAGGACAUGGACGUGGACGUGGAGGACGUGGACGUGGUCGUGGAGGACGUGGACGUGGACGUGGACGUGGAGGACGUGGACGUGGACGUGGACGUGGAUGUCGACCUGGACGUGGACGUGGACGUGGACAUGGACGUGGUCGUGGACGUGGUCGUGGACGUGGACGUGGUCGUGGACGUGGACGUGGACGUGGUCGUGGACGUGGACGUGGACGUGGACGUGGAUGUUGAACUCGCUAGGCCAUUGCGAGCCCAAGCCAAUAGGAUGGAAGUAGGCGAGGGGAGCGGAGCACAAGGGCGGGCAGCAGAAGCGUGGGCAGCGGGGCAGCAGCGCCGGCCUCAUCAACGGUUGAGGUUGCAGUAUCGCCCCUGCCACCACUCUCCACUCGAGCCCACUCCCCCUCAGGUUCAGGCCUUCACAAGCCAGGGGGACGGCAGCAGGCGAGCAGCAGGCGAGGGGAGCAUAGCAGGCGAGGGGAGGGCAGCAGGCGAGGGGGGCACCAGGGCGGGCAGCAGGAGGGCGGGCAGCAAGGCAGCACCGCUAAGCCUCAUCAAUGGUCCUUCCCUUCAACCCUCCUCGCUGGCUCGCACCUCCUCUGCUCGCCCCUGCCCCCUCUCCUUCACCGCACCCCCCACGCCACCACCACCACUGCUCCAACUCUCAGCUAAGUGGGGGGAGGGGUGUGGGGUCAGCACCGCCAUUCCCUCACGCCUCUCCCCGGUGGCCGUGCAGGGAGGGACGCACACGGGAAGGCUGGGAGGAGGGCUGCCGGGGAAGGAGUCACCUGGUGCUGCUGUAGUGCCCUCUGCUCGCUCUCACGCCUUACAGCUAAGUGCAGGUGUGCAAGUACCCCCUCAGGUGCAGCCCUUGGGUCUGCAGUUUGUGACUUGGCCUCCACCAGUGGCCCCUCCCCUCUCCCGCCUUGCAAAUGUCGUUCCCUCUCUUGCACUUUCACCAUUCAUCCCCUUGCUGCCCACUGACCAGCUCUGCGUGUGUGCCUUGCAGGUGGAGGGGAGGGGUGGGGGUCAACACCGACGCUUCCCCACGCCCCUCCCCUGUGGCCGUGCAGGUACCCGUGGGGAUAGGAGGGAGGCAGCUCUGCCAAUCCCUGCCACAAGGGAGAGUAUCGGGGUGGGCUUGGCCUCUCAAGCUAACACCGUUGGCAGUUCGCAAAAUUUUCUAACCGAGGCACGGGAGUAUCUCCCCGACGUUGACCAUGCCGUCUUCAAGCACUUCCGCAUCAUCAAGGGGGUCGAGGGAAAAGCUCAGCAGUACGAGUGCAAGUUCUGCAGCAACGUCUACACUGGUGCUGCCAUCCGAUGCGCGCAACAAUUCACGUCGUGGAAGGGGAUGAAACGCCGUGAAGUGGUGCUUUGCAAGGAUGUGCCGCAAGAUGUGCGCUUGGCCAUGCGUGCGAAAUACGAGGCAAAGGCUGUUGCGGCCGAAGAGAAGAGGCGGGCAGCAGCUGAAGUGGUUGCCGCGGUCAAGGCUAAUGGUGUGAAGCGUGCGCGCAUCACCGAUUACCUUGAGGGGGAUGCGGCUGCAAGAAAGAGAGAAACGGACGAGGCACUUGCGCUUGCUUGGGCCGCCCUCCAUGUCCCCGAGCGCCACAUUGACCAUCCUCUGAUGGUCAAUGCAUUGAACCUCGUCAAGUGCACCGGCGUCGACUACGUCCCUCCCAAGAGGAAAUACAUCGGCGGUGCUGGCCUUCUCUCGUGUCGCAACGGAAUCGAGCAGGGUCUGGUGGGCAUUAAGGCGAGCUGGAAGAGGACGGGCGUGACGGUUUCGUCUGACAUGAUGACGGACCGCAACGGCAGGUCGCAGGCCAACGUGCUUCUCGUAAACGAUUCCGGCGCCGUCUUCACCGACUGUAUUGACUGCAACAUGGAGAGGAAAACCGGAGGUUACGUGGCGGGGAUUCUUAGGCCCGUGGUGGAGGAAGUGGGUCCAGAAAACGUUGUUGCAUUCUGCAUGGACGGGGGGUCGAACUAUGCGGUGGCGGUGAAGCAGCUCUUACAGGAGUGGCCGCACAUUCAGGAUGUGCCGUGCGCCACUCACGUAUUGGAUCUUCUCAUGGAAGAUGUCGGGAAGAUGGGAUGGGCUAAGCCGGUGGUCGACAAGGGAGGGGAGAUAUCUAGCCUCGUCCGCAACCACCACUUGACCCGAGGGUACCUGUGGAAGCCGGAAUUGGUGGAGGGGAAGGUUCUGCAGGCGCUGAAGCCGGCUGGAACCCGAUUCGGGACCAACUACAUAGCCAUAUCCCGGCUAUGUGCGAUGCACGGCAGCCUUACCAACAUGGUGACGAGCGAGGGUUGGAAGGAGUGGGCGGUAGGGGACCGGAAGAAAUCGUGUGACGGGUUCAGUGCGCUGAUCCAUGAUGCCGCUUGGUGGAAGACGGCCGAGUUCUUCGUCGCACUGCUAAAGGUGCCCUUUAAGGUGAUGAGGCAGACGGACGGGCAUGCCGUGGGGAUGAUGGGGAGGCUGUACGAUUUGAUGCUGCAGUUGACUGGGGACGUGGGGGGCUUGCUCGAUGCGCACGAGGAGCAGCUGAGCGACGGGGACAAGGACAAGAUCCGCCGCAUCCUCAAAGACCGCUGGGAUGACAGCCUCGCAUGCGCCAUGCAUGCCGCUGGCCGCAUCCUCAACCCCGCGAAUCAUAAGGAAGAUAUUUUCUGCACUGAUCCCGAGUGCACGAAAGUCUUCAAGGCGUUCAUCAGCCAGCAGGCCGAGUUCCUUGCGAGCCGCGGGGAUGGGGGGGAUGACGCGUGCGACAUCUUGCUUGAGCUGGGGGACGGGCUGAGGGCGUUCCUUGAGAUGAAGGGUUCUUUUGGGAUGCCGGAAGCCGUGGCACAGAGGAAGCUGGUGAAAGAGGGAAAGUAUAGCAUGGUGAAGUGGUGGCAGUGGAAUGGGACUGAUGCCCCUUGA